AUGGGGUUGUCCAAUAAGUCGGGCUGUGAGCUCUGCCCUCCAGGGAGAUAUUGCAGUUCCUCUGGACUGGCUGCUCCCACUGGGGCCUGCACUCCUGGUUACCUCUGUAUCCAAGGUUCUGUUUCUGCCCAGCCAGAGGAGGGCCCAACAGGAGGCCGCUGCUCUGCAGGGUCCUAUUGCCCUGAGGGUACCAGCUAUAUGGUUCCCUGCCCUGCAGGCACCUUCAGCUCCAUAGACGGUGCAGUUUCUGUAGAAGUAUGUCAGUCCUGUUUGCCCGGCCAUUACUGCGCUGAGGUUGGCAUCUCCUCCCCAUCUGGGCUCUGCAACCCAGGCUUCUACUGCCGAGAGGGAUCCAGAAUGGCCACACCUUUGGGUAAUACCACAGUUACAGGAGAUACCACAUCACCAUCCCCACUUCCUGGCAAUUCAACCCUGGGUCAAUUCCAUGGUGGUGUGUGUCCUGCAGGCCACUAUUGUCCUAAAGGGAGUGCAAAGCCAAGGCCCUGUCCUCCAGGCACUUUCUUGGGGAGGUCUGCAGCGGAGUCGGAGGCUGACUGUGAAGCUUGUUACCCGGGUUUUUACUGCCCCUCGUGGGCUCAGACCUCUGCUGACCUCCUCUGUCCCCCGGGGUGGUACUGUCCAACAGGAUCAGUGUCUGGACAUCAGCCAGAAUAUCAGUGCCCGCCUGGCCAUAUGUGCCCAGGUGGUAGUGCUGAGCCGGCCAUCUGCAGCCCUGGCACUUUUCAGUCUUCAUCUGGGCAGUCCACUUGUACCACCUGUGCACCAGGUUUCUACUGUUUGGAGGGUUCAUCUGUGCCAUCUCCAUGUCCGAUGGGCAGUGUCAGUCCGUCAGCUGGCAGGAUGUCCCUGACUGACUGCUCCCCCUGCCCCUCUGGCUCCUUCUGUAACAGCAGUGCUCUGACAGAGCCGUCUGGACCCUGCAGCCCAGGACAUUUUUGCUCCCUGGGGUCCAAUGAGCCUUCCCCUGUCUCCCAGCCUUACGGAGAUGUUUGUCCCAUGGGACACUUCUGUCCUCAGGGUAGUGGUUCACCCAAAGCCUGUCCUGUUGGCAGCUUCCUCCCAGAGCCUGGAGCCUCCUCCCUCUCUCACUGCCGCCGUUGCCCCCCAGGGAAAUACUGCCUCAGUCCUGGAGGGUCACAGCCCACAGGCCUGUGCUUUGCAGGUUUUUUCUGUUCAGGAGGUGCCGAGAGCCCCACACCUCGAGCGAACUCCUCUUUGUUCAGCUGUCUUUGUGAAAUACUGGAGGUUUAUACCACAAAGACAGACGCCGGCCUCUGGAUUCACUAUCUGUCCUGCUUCAAUAACUCCAAUAAUUCUGGGAGGGACGCUGGCUGGAUCGAAGGGGUAACACCGCCACGGGCAGAUUCAGACCAUAUUGUGACUCACUCACCGCCACAUCUCAAGAGUCCACAUUUUGCCUGCUCCACCUACAGAGGAGAUAUAUGCCCUAAGGGUUUUUAUUGCCCAUUGGGCUCUGCCUACCCUCAGCCCUGUGAGGCUGGCUCUUACUGUAACCAGACUGGUCUAGAUGCCCUGGCAGGACCCUGUGCUGCAGGGUAUCACUGCCCCACAGGCUCUUUAAACCCCCACGCCACCCCUUGCCCCAAAGGACACUACUGCCCCCCUGGAACUCCUCUUCCUCUACCCUGCCCUGUUGGAACCAUAAAAAGGUCCCUCGGUGGGUCAGCAGUCGAAACUUGCCAGCAGUGUCCUCCAGGUCACUACUGCCACCAAAGAGGAAAAGCCGAGCCAAGUGGCCCCUGUGCAGAAGGCUACUACUGUCCUGAGGGACAGAGCUCUGAGAGACCACAACAACAUGUCUGCUCAGUGGGACAUUAUUGUGAGAAGGGUAGUGCCAGACAGACUGCCUGCCUCCCAGGCAGCUACCAGCACAGACAAGGCCAAGGCAGCUGUCAGACAUGUCCUGCUGGUUUCUAUUGUCGAGAUCAAGGAAUGACUCUCCCACUCCCAUGUGAGAGAGGAUCUUAUUGUCCCAGCGGAUCAGCAGAUCCACAUCCCUGUCCAGCAGGCACCUAUGGAAACAUAUCAGGACUGGUUGAGGAACGGCAGUGCUCACUGUGUGACCCUGGGAUGUACUGCAAAGGAACAGGAAGGACGUUCCCCAGUGGGCCGUGUGCUGCAGGCUUUGUUUGUGUUGGCGGAGCAUCUGAACCUUCAGCACAAGACAGUCUGACUGGGUUUCCAUGCCCUCCUGGCUUCUUCUGCUCUGUGGGGACUUCUGUACCAAAACCAUGCCCAAAAGGAACAUUCAGUGAGCACAGUGGGCUCGUGGAUGAGUCUCAGUGCCGUAGCUGCAGUCCUGGCUUCUACUGUUCAGAGACCGGCCUCUCUGCAGUCUCUGGACCCUGCCUGCCAGGUUUCUACUGUUUAGAGGGAUCCCAGACUGCUACUCCAAUGUCAAGUAUAUCUGGAGGUGUUUGCCCAGCAGGCCACUACUGUGUCGAGGGCAGCAGUGUACCCUCACCCUGCCCAGCGGGCUCUUACCAGAAUGAGACUGGAGGAAAAGGCAAAGACUACUGCAAAACAUGUCCUCUUGGCUGGUUCCAGGAUUUAUCAGGCCAGAAAGAGUGUAAUCCCUGUCCUCCUGGGUUCCACUGCCAGUCCCUGAGUCCUAGCUCCUCCAGGGGAAGCUCCACUGGAGUCUCCAGCCCUCUGCCAUGCCCAGCUGGCUACAUCUGCCCCAGAGAGAGUCCAGACAGUCAGCCUCUUCCCUGCCCCAAAGGCACCUACAGUCCCAGCAACGGCCUCACCACCACAGGUGAGUGCCUUGUGUGUCCAGUGGGCCAGUUUUGUGGGUCUGAAGGUUUGGUGAGGCCUUCAGGAUCGUGUGCUGCUGGGUUUCUUUGUCUGAUGGGUGCCACAGUGCCGAACCCAACUGACAACAGAACUGGAUCUCUCUGUCCACCUGGGAUGUUCUGCCAACAGGGGCUGACAGCAGGGGAAUGCUGGGCAGGGUUUUACUGUGACUGGGGCUCGAGCAGAGCCGAUAAUGCUUUGUGCCCAGCUGGUUUCUUCUGCCCCAGAGGCACAACAGUCCCAGUGCCUUGUCCUGCGGGGACAUAUAGCUCUGAAACAGGCAACACACAUCAAGACAACUGCACCACCUGUGUGCCUGGGUACUUCUGUCAAGUUGAAGGGACUGUACAGCCUGCACUGUGUCCCGUUGGAUACUACUGUCCUCCAGGAUUGACUCUGGGACUGGAGUUCCCUUGUCCAACUGGCACUGUGCAGAGCCAGCUGGGAGCCUCCAAACCUGAUGCCUGCCUGCUCUGUCCUGCUGGAAUGUUCUGCUCCCAGCCUGGUCUGUCCCAGCCAUCAGGACUCUGUGAGGCAGGAUACUACUGUCCUCCUGGAUCAACCAGCCCCAACUCUACCGAGUAUCAGGGGAAUUCUACCAGAAGUAAUCUUUGCCCCUCUGGUCACUACUGCCCAUCUGGCACUGGCUAUCCACUCCCCUGCCCCACGGGUUCUCUUUCCAUCUCCCGAGGACUGAGGGGUGUGGAUGAAUGUGCACCCUGCCCCCCUGGACUGUUUUGCGACAGGCCUGCUUUAGCACAGCUCUCAGAUAUUCUCCCAUGUAAUGCUGGGUAUGUGUGCUUGGGUGGCAGCUCCAGUUCCACCCCAUCUGAUGGUUCCCAUGGCUACAUCUGCCCUGCUGGCCAUAGCUGUCCUGUUGGCUCAGCAAGUGAGGUGCCCUGUGAGCCAGGCACUUACAGUCCUGCCCCUGGAGCAGCUCACUGUAUAACAUGCCCCAAAGGGACCAUGUGCUCCUCCACAGCUACUCGAGAGCCCUCUAUCUGCCCAGCUGGUCAUUUUUGUCCUGCUGGGACAGCCCUGCCUGAGCUCUGCCCUUUAGGGACUUUCAGCAACCAGACAGGAGCCUUUUCUCCCUCUGUGUGCACACCGUGUCCCUCUGGACUGUACUGUGGCUCAUACGGAGCGUCAACACCACAAGGUCCUUGUUUGCAGGGUUAUUUCUGCCAAGGUGGAGCCAUUGAGCCAACACCACAGCGCACCGACAACUCCUCCAGGAAUGGCCCUUGCCCCGUGGGCCACUACUGUCCAGCAGGGUGCCUCUCCCCACUUCCAUGCCCUCUUGGCAGUAUUCGCAACACCAUCGGAGGGGUGUCCAUGGAGAGCUGCUCUGCCUGUCCUGCUGGUCACUACUGCUCCACCGAGGGUCUGGCCGACCCCAGUGGCCCCUGUGCUGCUGGUUUCUUCUGCCCUUUUGAUUUCUCUUCAACCACUCCAUAUGCCUUCCUUUGUCCCAAGGGCCACUACUGUCCACAAGGCUCUGCCCUGGCCCUGCCUUGUCCUACAGGAGAGUACCAGCCGAACCCAGGCUCAGAUAGCUGCAUCCCAUGCCGACCUGGGUUCUACUGUGAGGAGGCCAUAGUGGGAGAGCCAUGGCCAUGCCCACCACACUCAUUCUGCCCUGCAGGCACAAUGGUGCCUCAGCCCUGUCCUAAUGGGACAUACACUCAUUCAAACCAAGGAGGGCUACAGGAUGAAAGAGAGUGUUUACCCUGCCCUCCGGGGAAGUUCUGCAGGGCUGGUAAGAUCCAGGGUUUGUGCGCGGCGGGUUAUCUUUGCCUUUCUGGGAGUGCCGAUUUCACCCCUCAGGGACCAGUGUCUAAUCUGACCCAGUGCCAGUGGGGCAUGCAGUGUGCUGGACCAUGUCCGCCAGGUUUUUACUGUCCUGAGGGCACAGAGGAGGCUGAAUUGUGUCCUGCAAACACCAUGAGGAGCUCCCCAGGAGCUGCCAGCCUACAGGACUGUCUACCCUGCCCACCUCAGUAUUGGUGUAAACCUGGAGACCCAGUCCUUCAUCUGUGUCCGGUCGCUCAUUACUGCGAUGGUCUGCCUGGCAGUGACUUUAACGGAGGGACAGGACCCAGGCCAUGUCCGCUGUACACCUAUCGAGAUUCCCCCGGAGCGGGCAGCAAGGGUGACUGCCUGCCCUGCCCUCCUGGUUCACACUGUAACAGCACAGGACUUUCGGACUACUCCAGCAGUCCUUGCCCACCUGGUUUCUGGUGCAGUGGGUCUGGACCCCCCAUCCUCUGCCCUGCAGGCACCAAGAGGCCUCUUCCUGGAGCUGCUGCACCCAGCCAGUGUGAGCCAUGUGCAGGUGGGACCUUCUGCCCAGACCCGCGGGCCACAGGGAAGCCUAAUGAGGAGGGGAUCCCCUGCAGUGCCUCCUAUCAAUGUCCCAUGGGUGCAGUCUCAGAGAGGCUGUGCAGAGCUGGCUCAUACUGUGGACCUCAGACUGCUGAGCCUCAAGUCUGUCCUGAAGGGUAUUUCUGUCCGGAGGGAUCUCAGUCCUACCAGACCCCCAAACAACUCUGUCUAUUUCCCUACUACUGCCCAGCUAACAGCUCUGCCAUGAAGUCCUGUGAAGGGGGCUCCAUGCCUGUGAAUACUAGCGGACUCAGAGGAUCCAAAAUCAGCUGCUGUAGUGUGUGUGAGGGGGGCACCUAUCGUCCGUACCUUUCCCCCAUCCCACAUUGCCUUUCAUGUCUGCCAGGUUACUUUUGCCCCCCAGGUACAGACCACUACAAGAGUUUCCCUUGCCCUCUUGGGUAUAUUUGUCCCAUGGGGUCCACCCAACCAAUACCAUGCCCCCCUGGCUCCUUCGGUAAUCUCACUAAUGCUAAGACAAUGGAUGACUGUCAUCCAUGUCCAGUGGGCACCUUCAACCACCUGCCUGCUCAAAAGGCCUGUUUUCCCUGUGGCAGCUCCUCCACCUCACCAGCAGGUUCUUCUUCUUGUACCUGUAUUGGUAAGAAUCGUGCAUUCCAGCACUCGGAUGGUUCAUGUUUGUGCAGAACUGGUUUCAUCUUCUACAAUGAACUGGAUUUUAAAAGCUCUACUUCUGACAGUGAACUGGACUGCCAGCCUGAGGCAAACAGACGGUGUGCCACAGGACACGUACGUCUGGCAGCAUCCAGAGAGUGUGUGUCACCUUCCAUCCACUCCUGUAAUAUCACCUGUGGGCAACAUGGAGGAAGUCUGGAUGUGGAGAUGGGCAUCUGCCAGUGUGAGCGAUACGUGUCCGCUGAAGAGCUUUGCAACACUUCCUGCCUUUCCAGACUACCCCAGCUGUCUGCCCAGAUCUCGCAAGAUGGACACCUGCUGCUCAGCCUUAAAGAAAGAGACAAGAUGGUCUGGGCCAGAACUGUAAUGAAUGUUUUAGGACCAGAUAUCCAUGCAACGAGUAUUGGUAAAAUCCAUUUGGUCCAGUUCGACCCCGACGGGGUGUUUGGUUGGAUUCCCACACAGACAGAGCUCAUCAAUCAGUUUCUGACAGGACCAAUAGAACUCCUGAAUACAAGACCCAGAAAGAAGAGAGACACAGGACAUGAUGAGGAUGAUGAUGAUGCCAACCUAGCUGUCCUUCCUCGUAUCCCCAACCCCAUCGCCUGUCUCUCCUCUGGUGACAUGCUCAUUUUCCAUCUCACCAUCAACCACACUGACCGCCAUCUCAGCCACUUCCCGCUGUACCAGAAGGACCACCUGUUUAACAGUAAUCCCAGCUGGGACUUUGGUGCCUUCAGACGUCUGCAGAUACUCAUGAAGCAGACAAGCUUCAACUCCACCAGGUUUGCCCAUGUGUUUUUAGAGACAGGGAAGUAUGUGUUUGUUGACAGCGCUGUCCCAGAGUGGAGCAUUGUGGUUGUGGUCAGUGAGGAGGGGACAGAGUGUGACCCUCGGGCCUCCGUCUUCCAGCCCAUGACCCCGGCACAGCUGGUUAAGUACGGUAUUGUCAAGCAGCACAGACUCAACCUUCUACCUGACUGGGGAGUGAUAGCAGGGAUCCUGAGUCUGCUGCUGGUUGUCGUUGUGGUGUUGACCACCACAGUGCUAGUUCUGCGACCGGGCAAAACAAAACUUGUCUCCCAGUGGAGGACUAAGCCAAAGUGGCGCAGCCUUGGGGAGCCCUUCUGUCCAGCGGAUUGUGUUUGCAGUGGAGACAGCAUAGCUGUCCCAAGCCCAGGUGGCUUCCUGGGCAGUAGAGGUGUAGGAGAGGGAGCAGAAGCUGAGGAGCCUGCUAUUUCAAAAGGAGGAAGUCUGUCAGGGCGCUGUGAUUUGGAGGAGUUAAAUGUGAAGACUUUGUAUGACAAACUAGAGGAUCAGAACCUGCACAUAGCCUCACAACUGGCUCGACACCGCAAAGACACACAGGAGUUUUACAGAAAUAUUUGUCAGCAGACUGAAACACUCAAGAAUUUCUUCGACAGUAUGGAUCACAAAAAACUGAGUCUUCUUAAGGAGCUGCUCGUCCACAAUGCAAUGAGAGAUAAACCAUCUAACAGCAGUGCAGGAGGCAGAGAUACACAAGCUGAGGCCUCUAUAGCAUUACUGGGAGCUGUGCUCAGGUCAGUGGAAGCUCUCUUAUGCAGGCUGACAGGAGAGGCUUGGCAGAACCAGGAUUUGCCUGGUCCCCUGUACUGUCUCAGCGGUCCUCAUGAUGCCAGAGAAUGUGAACCGCAAGCAGGAUACACACAGCCCGGUGACACCAAUAUGUGCUAUACACAGUUUUCAUCAAUGAAUAUGACCAAAGCAGAGCCAGUCCAUUCACAGAGCACAGCUCCUUGUCUAAGCGACCACAACCUGUCCAAGCUGGUCAGCAUAUCACCUCUAUUCAAGACGCUGCAGGAGAUCCAACAGUCUUUACAGAGCCUUAACACAGCUGAGUCUAGUCAGCCUCUCCACAAUGCAGCUCCAGAGCAUUCUGUCCAGGAGAACCAUGAUGGGCAACUUAUCCCAACUGCAUUGGAUAACCUCUCACCUCAGCACUCUGCCGUUUUCCUGUUUGGCUGCCAGGUGAUGCAGUCACUUGCAAACUGCCCGCUGUUCCCCUCUGUGCUGCUGCUGCUGGCCAAGUCAAUCCCUGUUUCUUCGUCUCCCUCUAACAAGGAUAUGUUGGCACAUUGCUCACAGGACUUUUAUUUCGAUGCAUCCAAUCAAAUCCUUUAUCUGUCAGAGGCAAAGCUUCAGCAUGUGGGACAUUUCAUUGCGACUAUUCUGCAGUCCAUGGCCUACAUAGCAUCAGGAUCCAAACCCCAGAGCUUUAUGCAAGCUCUCCACGAGGCCAUUUCAGCUUUAAGCCUUCAGCUGUUCAACUUCUCUUUCAAAUGGAACACAGCGGAGUCAAAAUUCAACGCUUCAGAUGGGCAGCAUGGGGCAUUGGUUGAGGAAUUUCUCAACAUUACAGUUCCCACUGAAGCGCAGUUCUCUCAGCAGCUAUUAGCAAGCAGACUUCAGAAAUACAAAUAUUUCAAAUUAGAACAGCUCAUCACAAACCUCAAACAGAGUUCAACUGGGGGUGCAGACACAGGCUUACCACCAAAAGGGACACCGAUGCAGAUGUCCUGCAUAGAAGAAGAAAUUGACCGUAUGAAUGAGUCUUUCUUGCAGCUGAGCGUGCAGCUACAGAAGAGAGCUCAAAUGAGCACAUGGCUAAAGGAGAGAGAGAACAGUGCUGGUGACCGUUCUGCGAGGGCAACACCUACAAGCAUGCCGAGCCUGAGUCGUAAUGGAACAGUCCUGCUGGAACUGAAGAGACGCUAUGUAUCACAGCGCCUCAGUGAGCUCCAAAUCACAUUAGGCCACAUCAGACAGAGCCGGCAGCAUGACAGCAAGUCAAAAGACGGGACAAGCAGCAGUAUGAAAGCAGACAGCAGCACCACUCAGCAGGGGCAGAAGGAGCGUUAUCCUGGCAUGGAAGGCUACAGCCCUGCUGACGGCCAGCGGCAGGACAGUAUUCUUGCUAGCAAGAGUCACAGCCAACAAAGAGUAGAGAGCAGAGGUCUCGGUAACUAUAAACUGGAGAGUCAUAUUUCUGACCAGCAGAGGAGUGACACUGUCCAGAGCAACAACCCUGACACAUUGCAGGAUUGCCAGAUGCUAGAGAGCCAAGACUGCUUGUAUCACAGCGUCCCAGGAAAGCAGGAGCUGAGCAGUCAGAUCAAAAUACAAAAUACAACUGGGCAUACAGAUAUUGAUGACAUGUGGGAACAGAAACUGGAUCAGAAUGUGGAUCAAUGCUGAGAAAUAUGUUCUGCAAAAUAGCUCUAUUAUCUGUGCACUGUAUAAUAUUCUUCCGUGUUUGUUGAAGGGUGUUCUGACCGACCUCUGUCUUAAUUACACCAGCUUUAAAACAAUUAAGCUGUGUCCUUUUUAAUUAUCUGUGAUCCUGAACAAAAUUAUUCUCCGGCAACAAGCAGCCGUGUGACACAAUCUGUCAUCUUGUCCAAAUAGUUUCUCAGUCAGGAGUUAAUAAAGGCCUUUUAAGACAGGUCCUGGUCAUUACCAUAUUCUAAUUAAGACAAUAAACUUCUGCUAAAUGAACACAAGGUGAUACUCAUGCUCCCGUGUUCCUGCCCACAGCAACCUCUCGCUCUUGUAGAGGUGACGACCCACAACAUGUCUUCAUGAAUAUUUCAUGUUAAACUACAAUUCUCUCACCUUUCCUCUGUUUCGCAGACGUGCAGGUCAUCUAACUGUUCCUCUCUAAGCCCUUUUUUUAACUGCAGUGAGCUUUGACUAUAACCAACAGCUCACCCAAGUGAAACUAAAAGUAGCAACUAAACUUUAAAUCUUGUUAGGGAAGUCUGUGCUGCACUACUGCUGCCUUCCUCUGGUUCAAUAGUUUAUCCGACGCAAGGGGUUCUGGUUCUUAUAAUAGAAAGUGAGUAUUCCUACAGGGGGCUGUGAGCCAAAUCAGAAGGUCAGAUGGAACAAGUCUUCACUUACUAUCAGUGUUAGCUUAGAGCUCUGUGCCAAGUCCCCCAGGUUGAAUCUGGCAGUGCCCCAUAGCAGUGUGUACAUGUGUGUGUGUGCGUAUGAGGGGUGUGGUUCAGUGGCUCCCUGAGAUUAUGUGCCUUAUCAGUUAGAUUAGCUGCUACGUGCCGCUGAUCUGGCCUGUGUGUGUCUGCCUCACUGUGGGACACGGCAUCAUAUAACUCCACGCUGAGCUGCUCUGGAGCCGUUUGUGUGUGUGUGUGUGUGUGUGUGUGUGUGCGCAUCUUUCUGUGGCGAUGUGCAGUGGUACAUUAUGCUUGCUCUAGUUGUUUACAUCAACAAGGGUUAUUUUUAGUAGGAUUGUAUUUGUGUGUUGUCUGUGAUUAUAUGCAUAGAUAUGUUUAUGUAUGAUGUAUAAAAUUACAUACGGAAUGCAGCUGUUGGGAAUAUUUAAUAAAAAAAC
Molecule: messenger RNA, 10252 nt
Organism: Epinephelus lanceolatus (giant grouper)
Lineage: Eukaryota; Metazoa; Chordata; Actinopteri; Perciformes; Serranidae
Molecular function (GO): protein binding
Source: RefSeq, a predicted model, not a curated record